Molecule: messenger RNA, 4299 nt
Organism: Anolis sagrei ordinatus
Lineage: Eukaryota; Metazoa; Chordata; Lepidosauria; Squamata; Anolidae
Source: RefSeq, a predicted model, not a curated record
UGAGAUCUCAAUGUGUCAGCUGGAAUAUGCCCAAAAUAAAACUCAAUGGCAUCACAGUGGACUUUCCAUUUCAACCUUACAAAUGCCAGGAAGAGUACAUGUCCAGAGUGUUGGAAUGCCUACAAAAGCAAGUGAAUGGGAUUUUGGAGAGUCCCACGGGGACGGGGAAAACAUUAUGCCUCCUGUGUUCAACGUUGGCCUGGCAGGAGCACUUCAAAGAUGCUAUCUCUGCACAGAAGAUUGCCCAACGGCUUGGUGGAGCAGAACUUUUUGCUGACCGACCAAUGUCAUCUUGGGGUAAUGCUGUCACAGAUGCUGAGCUCCCAGCUUAUUACACCGAUAUUCCAAAAAUAAUUUAUGCCUCUAGAACUCAUUCUCAGCUUACUCAGGUCAUCGGUGAAUUAAAGAACACAGUAUACAGGCCCAAAGUAUGUGUCUUGGGUUCCAGAGAGCAACUUUGCAUCCACCCUGAAGUUAAAAAGCAGGAAAGUAACCAUGUACAGAUCCACAUGUGCCGUAUGAAAGUAACGACUCGUACCUGUCAUUUCUAUAACAACGUAGAAGAGAAGAGCACUGAGAAGGAUCUGAUCAAUCCCAUCUUGGAUGUUGAAGACCUUGUAAAAAGCGGAAACAAGCACAGAGUUUGCCCCUAUUACCUUUCUCGGAGUCUGAAGCAACAGGCAGAUAUAAUUUUUAUGCCUUACAACUAUCUCCUGGAUUCAAAGAGUCGAAGAGCUCACAACUUAGACUUGAAGGGGACUGUCGUAAUACUUGAUGAAGCUCACAACGUAGAAAGGCUUUGUGAAGAGCUGGCAUCAUUUGAUCUGACUCCUUACGACUUGGCUUCAGCAGUGGAUGCCAUCAAUAUUGUGCUAGAAGAGCAAGCCAAAAAAGUUCAGCAAAAUGAAUUCAACUCUGAGUUCAAUAUGGAUCGUGUCAGCUCAGAACUAAACAUGGAACUUGAAGACAUAGCAAAGAUAAAGAGGAUUCUUCUUCAGCUGGAAGAUGCAGUUGAUUCUGUAGAGUUAGCACCAGAUGGAAGUGGACUUACUAAGGAUGGAAGCUAUAUUUUUGAUCUGUUUGCAAAGGCCCAGAUCACAUUCCAAACACAGAGUUCUAUUCUUGAAUCCCUGGAACAAAUUCAGCAGUAUUUAGCAGGCCGUACUGGGAUAUUCACCAACACUGCUGGGUUGCAUAAAUUUACUGACAUAAUCCAGACUGUUUUUAACUUUGGGUCAUCCGAAGGAACCUCUGCUUCAAUGCCAAGCGGCUCAGUAUCAAAAUAUUAUAAGGUCCACAUCCAUCCAGACCGUGGUAAUCAGAGAAAGAAACAGAGAACUGACCUGUGGAAUUCAUCUGUAACUAAAAAGCAAGGCAAGGUCUUGAGCUACUGGUGCUUCAGCCCCGGAUACAGCAUGCAUGAACUUGUGCGCCAGGGAGUCCGGACAAUCAUUCUGACUAGUGGAACACUCUCCCCUAUGUCUUCUUUUACUAUGGAAAUGCAGAUCCCUUUCCCCAUUUGUUUGGAAAACCCGCAUGUUAUCGAUAAACACCAGGUAUUUGUGGGGAUACUUCCUAAAGGACCUGAUGGAGGUCUGCUAAGUUCAACCUAUGAAAAAAGAUUUUCACCAGAAUGUCUCUCUUCUCUUGGGAAAACAAUAGGAAAUCUUGUGAAAAUCAUACCUCAUGGGCUGCUUGUGUUCUUCCCUUCAUAUCCUGUCAUGGAUAAAAGCCUGGAGUAUUGGAGAGACCACAGUUUUGUGGAGAAAAUUGAAGCAGUGAAGCCCAUUUUUGUGGAACCACGAAACAAAGGAACAUUUACUGAGGUCAUAGAUGCCUAUUAUGAGAAAAUUGUUUGUCCCAAGUCUAACGGUGCUGUUUUCCUGGCUGUCUGCCGAGGGAAGGCCAGUGAAGGUUUGGACUUUGCUGAUACGAACGGGCGAGGGGUUAUCAUCACAGGCCUUCCUUUUCCACCUCGCCUGGACCCCAGGGUCGUUUUAAAGAUGCAGUUCUUGGAUGAGAUGAGGGCCAGAAGUGGCGGAGGACAGUAUUUAUCUGGAAAUAGCUGGUAUAAACAGCAGGCUUCUCGUGCAGUAAACCAGGCCAUUGGCAGAGUCAUCCGGCAUCGGCAGGACUUUGGUGCCAUCUUCCUUUGUGAUCACAGGUUCAUGAACACAGAUGCAAGAGCCCAGUUGCCUUCUUGGGUGCGCCCCUAUGUGAAGAUUUAUGAAAACUUUGGGCAUGUGGUUAGAGAUGUGUCUCAGUUCUUCCGCACUGCACAACAAUGUAUGCCAGCUCCAACAUCUCGAGUUCCUUCUUGCAGCACCAUCAAAGAAGAAGGAAACCCUGCACCUUCUACUUCCCACAAGCAAUUUAUUUCUUCCACAAAAGCCAGCAAUUUGGAUGACCACGUUCCUAGUUUGAAAAGGAAGCGGAUGGAUAAUGGCGUGGCCAGCCUGUGUGUCGAGUACGAUGAGGUUCCGGCCUCCUCAAAAAGGCAGCCUGCCAGCCUCUUGGAUGCUCUGGAGAAGCAUGAUCGGAACAACGGAGAGGCAGAUGAGGAAGAAAGCUUGAUGGGAGAAGAAAAGGCCAAACGUAUGUCAACUCUGUCCCUUCAGUAUGACAAAAAGCUUAUGGAUGAGCAGAAGGGAGUUCGGAAGAAAAUCAAAAUAAUCAGCAACAUGCAAGCUGAUAAAGCGCAAGACCCCUCUGAGCCCAAAAAGACUCGGGCUGCAGCUUUCAUUGCGACGGUGAAGCAGUCCCUGAGCCAGCUGAAUUUUGACUUGUUCUCGCAGUCCUUGAAGGAGUACAAGACCACCAAUGACUUUGAGGCUAUGUUUUCUCAGAUAAGCGCCCUCUUUGCCGAAGAUCAGAAAAAGCAUGUCCUUUUGCAAGAGUUUUACCAGUUUGUCCGACCACAGCACAAAAAGCAAUAUGAUGAAGCUUGCCAUCGCCUGACAGGGAUGGGCUGCGGCUACAAACCAGAGCACAGCCUCCUCCGAGACGAGAGACUGCUCCUGGCUAAGAAAGCAGAGAAGGAAUGUGAGAAAAAAGCCACCUUUUCAGAGGGUUUGUGUGAACAGCUUGACUCUGAGCAGCACUUGAACAAAGGAAGAUCCCACUUAACAUCGACGUCAAAUGCCACAGCAGGAAAUUGUUGCUAUGUGACUGAUGAACCUUUGCAAAAGCCACCUAGUUCUCUAAAGGAGGAACACAACCAAAAAAUCCGGUCAGCCUAUCUGAAUGACCUCAGGACUGCAUUGGACAAAAGUAGCUUCAACAGCUUCUUUUCAGCGCUGUCUGCAUACAAAAAGACAGACGACUAUGAUGCUUUGGUGUCCGUAGUGGCAGCCGUCACCACUGAAAAGCCAGAGCAUUUUCACCUGCUACAAAGAUUCUCUAUGUUUGUGCGCCCACAUCACAAGAAGCAAUUCAGACAGAUGUGCCAGGAACUGACUGGCAUGAGCUGCCCUGGUGAAGGAGGAGAAGGGGUUCAUUUGCCCACCCAGAAGGAUACAGGGAACUCAUGCCACUAUCCAAAAGAAACUGAAAGUCAGGACAAAGCAGCCAGUCCAAUCCCAGGGACCUCUAAGAGUGUGACGGCAGAGCACACCCAAACUGUGGCCUCUCCCACAAACAAGUUGAAAUCACAGAAGGCCAAAGGAGGCUCCCCCGGUUUACGAGCACCCACAAAUUCUGAUAUUCUUCCCACUUCCCCAGUAGGAGGAGAAUUCCAGUGUGUUAAAUGCCAAUCUGAGUGUGUUCCUUUUAAAUGCCAGAUGUGCACUUUUGCUUGUUGCAAAGCAUGCUGGGAGAGUCUGCUAAAGGUUGCCAAGAAAUGCCCACGAUGCCAAGCUGAUACCAAGCGAAGACAUUUGGUCCAGUCUUUUUGGCCAGACCAUCCAUGAAAGAGAUAGUGAUGGCAGUCUCCAUAACUCCAUGAUUGCCCAUAGAAGGAACCAAAGCAUACAUUUAUUUCCGGCACUCUUCUUUUUGUUCACCCAGAUGUUGUCUUCCUCUUUGUUCAUCCAUCAUAAGAGUUCUUCAGUUCUCUGCUGAAGCUGGAAAGAAGCACUGUGGUCUUUCCGAAUUGCAAUCAUACAGGUAUUUUUGAAGAAAUAUUUUUAGAGCUGCUAUGUUAGAGAAAUCAUGAAGAGACUGAUCUGGACCGCUUUGGCCUCUCUAUCUUAGCUUGGGUGAGCCAUGUAUUCUAUAUGGCUCUUCUUCAUACUCCUUACAGCUGUGGCUGCUAUGUGUAUCAGUCAAUAACAACUAAAUUAAAAGACUCCUUGAAAUCAC